Clonostachys byssicola is the source of this 1776-nucleotide messenger RNA. The record is from the annotation of a GenBank genome assembly. NCBI's taxonomy places the organism in Eukaryota, Fungi, Ascomycota, Sordariomycetes, Hypocreales, Bionectriaceae.
AUGGCGCUUCCUUCGAAUUUUGAAACGUAUUUGGAAAGCUUCAAAGAAAGGCUUGACUCAAACGAUUUGGAGGACUUCAAAAAUACAACUUUUGAUGAGAUGCAGCGGACUAUUCUUCAAAUACAAUCGAAACAGGUAUCGGACCGUAACAAUCGCGGUCUGGCCCGGCUAGAGAAAUUUCUCAACUGCCUUCAGCGUUACGGUCACGUCAUCCAGAGGCUAAACCAGGGGAAUGAUAUUCUAGCAUAUAUAUGGGGACCGAUCAAGUUCCUCCUGAAGGCACGUUUUCUGUUUACUAAUAAAACAAGUACGCAUAAUAGGGCUUUCGAUCAACUUCUUAUUGCAUAUAAAGAAAUUGGAGAGGGCCUACCUCUUCUACCUGAUGGGGACCGAAUAUUCCAUUCCCAGCCUCACAUGAAGUUAAUCUUAUCCGACAUGUAUCAAAAUCUUCUAGAGUUUCACUCUAUUCUUUUAGACUAUUUCAAACAGCCAGACUGGGAAGGAGACUUCGACCAGACGUGGAAACGACGAAGAGAACGCUUCACGAGACAGAUCAACAAAAUUGCACAGGAUAAAAGCUUGCUUGAGAGUCAGGCUAGUCCACAAGAGCCCACAGAGGAGAACGUUUUGCUAGGCGAUUACUCGUUCAUGGACUACGCUGUUCUCUUUUGGCUCCCUCACUUAGAGGCUGGCGCAAUCUCAAGGAGUGUCUCCCAUGACACACAUAUGAUUGAACUUCAAGAGUCAUUGGGUGUCUUCAUUGAGCGGCAUUCGAAUCCAAACCGGAGCCGACUGACCCUAGCCCCACGUCAUAGUCAUAAACUGGAGUUCUUCAAGGAUGCGCCCUUCUACGAUCAACUGGAACAGGCAGUAGCUUCAACCAAAAAGCAUCUAAGACAAUUCGUACACCAAGACAAGCUUGUUUUAGAUCUUUUCGACAUUGUUAUCAAGGUUCGCAAUGUCCUUGAACAGACUUGGUCCAACACAACAGAUGAUGAAGUGAGCAUUCGGCAUCGGAUUGAAGAAAAAUACGGGAAGAAGGAAAGUCUUUUCAAAUGCGAAAGAUUCAAUUGCCAAUAUUUUACGGCCGGAUUCUCCACAAGCGGUACACGAGAUGAGCAUCUAAAGCAACAUUUACGGCCUUUUCGUUGCGCUGAUCUAAACUGCUACGGCUUUGUAGUGGGCUUUGUAACAGCCAACGCACGAGAUAUACAUAUACGACAAGUGCAUUCAAUGGAGAACCGAGCUGACAGAGAGUUUCCAACUUUGGAAGACGUACAAAGAAGUAUCCACGACCAAUCUAUUCGAGCUCAGCCCGUCGAAAACGUCAUCGCUUUAGAUGCGGGGGAGGGGCUAAGGGCGGAUGAAGCGGUGGAGGAGGUUGACGCCUCCGAUCCCGAAGACGACCGCACGAGACAACGCCAGAAAAGGCCUCGGCAGACAGGAUUCAAUUGCCCAGAUUGCGGUAAAGUAUUCUCGAAGAAAUACAACAUGGAAUCGCAUGCUACAAGUCAUGGUACUGAACGAAGAUAUGCAUGUCGGCAUUGUGGCAAAGCGUUUGCCAGAGAGAGCGAUCUAACCCGCCACGAGACUACACACAGCGGACGGAGAGAGCAUGUUUGCCGGGGCGUACUAAGAGACGGUACACGUUGGGGUUGUGGGAAGGCUUUUGCUCGUGCGGAGACCCUCAGAACGCAUCACAAGUCUACAGUGGGAAAGCUGUGUAUCGCACCGGUACUUCUGCAGCUACAAAGAGACAGCGAUCAGUUGCAUUAA